ACCUUGCAGUAAGCAUUCUUUGGAUUUGUGGUGAGUGAAAGAGCAAGUACAAAGCAAUGGAUCGAAUCCAGAAAGGCUCUCAAAAUUUCAAUGCUAAUAAUGAUACCCACUUCUUCUCCUCCUCUUCCUCCAUUGAUCUGUGUAGAAAGGAUGCAUCGCCCAUGACUAGUGUUAUGUCGCGUGGAGAUGAUCACAACACUUUCACAACACCCAUCUGCUCCGUCAACAACCAAACCGAAACCAAAAUCAAUGGAAAAUCAAAAAACGAGCAAAAGACUAGAGUGAGGAGAAAAGAGUAUAAGCAUCCUGUCAUCAAUCAUGCGAAUUCGAAUAAGAAGCGUUACAGAGGAGUGAGAGAGAGACCCUGGGGCAAAUGGGCUGCAGAAAUCAGGGACCCAAACAAAGGAAUUCGGGUAUGGCUUGGCACUUUCUCCACUGCGGAAGACGCAGCCAAAGCUUACGAUGAUGCUGCUUUAAAUUUCAGGGGCAGGAGAGCCAAACUGAACUUCCCAGAGGAAGCAUCACUUUCCCACCAUAAUGAUAGCAAUAAUAAUGGUGGUGUGAACUCAAAUCAUAAAGAUGUUUCCAUUGCUUCUACUGUGGAGAUUCCAGCCGCACCCUCAAUAUUAACAGAUUUCUCUUUCACACCCACUUAUGAAAUGCAAUGCACAAGCACAAUUCGACAAGCCGCCGCUUUUUCUGACUUGGUCUCUUCUUCACCAUCUUUAUCUCCAACCGCCGACUUUUGUGAGAAUUCAAGUAAUUGUUAUCUUCCUUAUGAUGAAACUCGGCGCUAUACUGGAUUUACAAGGCAGCAGCAACAGCAGUUGGCUGCUUGGUUCAGCCCUACCCAGCUAAGGAAAUAGGUAUGAACAUUAGCAGCAGCAGCGGAUGCUUCUUUAGCAGUUAUUGUGAUCAGGAUUAAAUUGGGAAAAUAUUGAAAUCUAAUUUUUUUCAAAAUUUUCUAUGUUUUAGUAAAUUGCAAUUUUGAGGGUCUUCGGUGCAUUUUUGGACAAAUGUUGUGAAAUUUGGUUCUAGAUUAUUUGAAUACCUUUCCAACGCAUCAAACGGUUUGUAAUUCGGAGCUAGGAUGAGAAAGUUAUGCCUUCUCAAAGUGGACUGAAAUUUUAUAUUUAGUUUUUUGAUAAUUUUGAUAGUUUUAGUAGUUUAAUUGUAAUAAACAUUAUGGU
Messenger RNA from Cryptomeria japonica (Japanese cedar), 1190 nucleotides. Its product is annotated as ethylene-responsive transcription factor ERF071. Gene Ontology annotation, molecular function: DNA binding; DNA-binding transcription factor activity. The transcript is spliced from 2 exons. The record is from RefSeq and is a predicted model, not a curated record. The coding region runs from base 57 to 866 and encodes 269 amino acids. Lineage: Eukaryota; Viridiplantae; Streptophyta; Pinopsida; Cupressales; Cupressaceae. Gene Ontology annotation, biological process: regulation of DNA-templated transcription; ethylene-activated signaling pathway.